AUGGGAAAAAAAAACCGCAACUCCCUUUACGAGCCACCACAUGACCCAUUCCACGCUCCCGCGCGCCGGCGGCCGCUGCCACGUGCCACGGCUAAUUCAAAAGGCGGCGACGCCCCACGGAAGAGAAAAAGCCGUCGCACGCCGCCCGGCCGCGCCGCGCGUCGUGACCCAAACCGCGCGGUGCGGGCUACUUUCGCGAGGGGGCGCGAAGCACGGGGGCGCGGCCCCGCUGCCUUUGCAUUGGGGGGCCCUGCCCUCUCGCGCGGCGCUUCGCGCCUCGCGUGCUGCGUGCGUCUUGCGGCCUCGGGCGUCGGGCGUGUGGGGCUUCAUCGGGGCCCCCUGCGGCGUGGCGCGAGCGGGCCGGCGCGGGUGGGGCGGGUGAAGUGCGCGCCGCGCGGGACAUCCAGC
Trypanosoma conorhini is the source of this 408-nucleotide messenger RNA. RefSeq lists its product as uncharacterized. The transcript has a single exon. Lineage: Eukaryota; Euglenozoa; Kinetoplastea; Trypanosomatida; Trypanosomatidae. The annotation marks the transcript as partial. The record is from RefSeq and is a predicted model, not a curated record.